Messenger RNA from Linum tenue, 1718 nucleotides. Lineage: Eukaryota; Viridiplantae; Streptophyta; Magnoliopsida; Malpighiales; Linaceae. The record is from the annotation of a GenBank genome assembly.
CUAUUGACUACCUGACCUUUCAUUUUGUUUUGGUGGAACCAUUUUCAAUUUCCAUUCCCUCACAGGCACAGCACAGCCACACACAAGAAUGAAGAAACAGGCCUAGCUGUGGCCUGUGGGUCCUCUCUUCUCAUUUCAACCACUCUGGAACCCAGAAAUGAGAGAGUAUCUCUGAGCUCUAAACAUCCCAAUAUAUCACUGCCCAUGUGGCAGCAUCCAAAACCAGUACAUUACCUCCAUCACCCAAUAACAUUCCACCCUUAUCCUAUCCCCUUAUCCUUGCUCUUCUUUCUCACCCCAUAGCCAACCAACUUAACUCCUCUUCCCCACCUUAGCACAAAACACACAACUUCCUCUCUCUCUCUGCCUUCUAUUUCCCUCCAUCAGAGAUCCCAGAGGUGGGGCUUUUUUCACCUGUUCUGCCUUAACCAUGGCAGCCUCACUUCAAGCUGCAGCAACUCUAAUGCAACCCACCAAGGUGGGAAGGAACUCCUCCAACAGCCUCGUCCAAUUGAGGUCUUCCCCAAAUGUCUCCAAAGCCUUUGGAUUGGAGCCAGCUGCCUCUGCUAGAGUCACCUGCUCUCUUCAGUCUGACCUCAAGGAAUUGGCCCAGAAGUGUGUCGAUGCCACCAAGCUUGCUGGCUUUGCUCUUGCCACCUCUGCUCUUGUUGUCUCGGGAGCAGGAGCAGAAGGAGCGCCGAAGAGGCUAACCUUCGACGAGAUCCAGAGCAAGACCUACAUGGAAGUGAAGGGCACCGGCACGGCCAACCAAUGCCCCACCAUCGACGGCGGAUCCGACUCCUUCUCCUUCAAAGCAGGGAAAUACCAGGCCAAGAAAUUCUGCCUCGAGCCAACUUCCUUCACUGUCAAAGCCGAAGGAGUCAGCAAGAACUCCCCAGCCGAAUUCCAAAACACCAAGCUCAUGACCCGCCUCACCUACACCUUAGACGAGAUGGAAGGCCCCUUCGAGGUCUCCCCCGACGGCACGGUGAAAUUCGAGGAGAAAGACGGCAUCGACUACGCCGCCGUCACCGUCCAGCUCCCCGGCGGGGAGAGGGUCCCUUUCCUCUUCACGGUGAAGCAGCUGGUGGCUUCUGGAAAGCCAGAGAGCUUCAGCGGGGAGUUUUUGGUGCCCAGCUACAGAGGUUCGUCGUUUUUGGACCCUAAAGGCAGGGGAGGGUCCCAGGGUUAUGACAAUGCGGUGGCGCUGCCCGCCGGCGGGAGAGGGGAUGAGGAAGAGCUGGCGAAGGAGAACGUCAAGAACGCGGCGGCGUCGAAGGGGAAGAUUACAUUGAGCGUGACCAAGAGCAAGCCGGAGACAGGGGAAGUGAUUGGGGUUUUCGAGAGCGUUCAGCCGUCGGACACCGAUUUGGGCGCCAAGGCGCCUAAAGAUGUGAAGAUUCAGGGGGUUUGGUAUGCUCAGCUUGAUUAAGUAGGGAGAGGGAGAGAGAGGUUGAUGAUGACGAAUCUGCAAAUGUUUGAAACAGAGACUUGAAACAGAGACUGCUCUGUUUUUUCUUCUUCUUAAUGUGUCAUUUUUUUCGUUCUGUAUAUUAAAAUUUCCCGUCGCGGUUUAAGAAGUAAGACGCACAUGCCUAAAGUUUCCUAAUUUACGAACGGUUCUCUAAAAUCGUAAUGAGGGUUCAUUAGGAAUGCAAACACAAUUGAGCCAAACUAUUUUCAAUCCAAAUCUCAUAGGUUACUCUUUUACUUAUAAA